Molecule: messenger RNA, 1758 nt
Organism: Merops nubicus (carmine bee-eater)
Lineage: Eukaryota; Metazoa; Chordata; Aves; Coraciiformes; Meropidae
Gene: IQUB
Product: IQ motif and ubiquitin domain containing
Exons: 8
Biological process (GO): cilium assembly
Cellular component (GO): acrosomal vesicle; motile cilium
Molecular function (GO): protein binding
Source: RefSeq, a predicted model, not a curated record
AUGGAAAGGUCAGGUGCAGAGCAACCAUCUGCAUCCUCAGACAGAAGAGCAGCCGGAGAGGCCAAGGACGGGGACCCACCAGAGAAGCCUCUGCUUUCAGAAGACACAGGCACUGUACAGUCGGAGGAGGGCUGUGAGCAGCAGUCUCUUCUGGAGCAGUCAGCUCUGAAGGAACAAGAGCAGUUAAGUUUAGCACAGAGGGAAUCACCCAGUGCAGGACUAGACAAUCAGGAAGCAACUGGAAAUAAUGAGCAAGAUGUGUUUGAGCUAGAUGCUGUAUUCACCGCACCAUCUGAGGGUACAUCUGUUGCCAGUGAGAAUUAUUCUACCUUACUUGAAUUAAGAAAUUCAGAAAGGGAAGAACUAACUUCUCAAAACUCAGUAAAAGCAGUUCAACAGGAUUACCGGAUGCCUGAUGUCAUAACUGUCAGAGUGCAAACAGAUUCUGAUUCAGUCCAAGAUGUACUUGUGAAAAUCGAAAGGCCUACCUAUCGGAAACCAUUUCUGGGUGGAUUUAAGAACAACAUAACAGGAGUGGUAUUUCAUAAUGCAGGAUCACAAACGAUACCCAAAAAACGACCUGACAAAGGAAUUCAGUUAUUUUGUAGGGAUCCCCAGACGGUUUUUGAAAAAAAUAAGCCACAACAAACACAUAACACAACAUCAACACAGAUGACUAAAGUUGGCCUGUAUGUGUCAAACAUGACUGACAAACUAAUAACUCCUGGAAAGUAUCUUACAGCGGAAGAAUACCAUAAACGUAGACUUGAAGCAGUGAUAGUGUUACAGACCUAUUUCCGUCGUUGGCAUGCUAAAAAUGUCGUACAAAACCUGAGGGAAGAAAAGAGGUUAAGGCUGGCGUGGGAGGCACAAGAAGAGCUACGAAGGAAAAAAGAGAAAGAAGAAAAACUGAGAAGGGAGCACGAACGAAGACUGAACCCUAAAACAAAAGAAGACUUUGAGCUACUGUUCCAGGCUUUAGAAUUAUGGAGGCAGGAGGAGACUGAACGAAUCAACAGAACUCUUACUGGAGCUGAGAGAAAGGCAGCACUUUGUGGACUUCUGGAACAAGAGGCACAGCUGAUUGCUUCCAUUGGGAGACAAAAACUAAAUGCAGAUGAGGAGAAUCAACAAAAAGCAAUACUGCACUUUCUGGAUAAGUGUGCACAGCCCAAGAGAUGGAGAGCAUACGAUGGAAGGAUGACUGAAAUGGACACGCAGGACACGCUCCGUGCCAGAGAACUGCUUGAAACGUACCGCAGCGUUAGCGGGGGUGGCGUCCCAAAGGCUGAGAGGAUUGCUCUGCUCUCGGCGCUCAGGCGUACGCUGGAGGAGCAUGAAUGUAAAUUAACAAAGGAAAUACUGGAAUUAAUUGACAGGGAAGUUGAUCUUAUGUCGAGAGAGGUGAAAGAUUGCAACUUAGAAGGACUGAGGAAAAGAAUUUGUACAUUAUUUCUUCAAUAUGUUAAAACUCCAAAGUUUAACCCUGAAGUUGCUAGGCUACUUAAGGUUCCACCAGAUCCCUUAAAGCUUUAUAAAAAUGUUAACUUCUGUCAUAGUUGCAAAAAUUACUUGCCAUCAACUGAGUUUCCUGUUCCUGCUAAUUCCGGCACCAUUGGCAGAUGUCAUUUGUGUUGCAAGUUUGAUAAUGAGGCUCGCCAAAGAAAGGCAUCUUUGAAGUACAAACUUAUACUAGAAAAUCUCAGAAAGUCUGAAGCUGAUUAUCAAGAUGAUGCUAAAAUUGUUUUCUUAGUUCAG